AUGGCAACGGAAAAGUCACCAGCAGCGGAGAUUGCCGCGUCACUCAACGAUGGCAAGGUGCAUCUACUUCUGGCCGCAACAGGUUCCGUUGCCACAAUAAAGCUACCGCUUAUCAUUGCAGCAUUCGCAGACCAUCCGAAUAUCUCGAUUCGGGUGAUUCUUACCAAAGCUGCCGCUGAGUUCCUUCGUGCCCAGUCUGAGGAACAACCUUCGGUAGAAUCACUCUCAUCGCUCCCCAACGUCGACUCGGUCCUCCAUGAUGAGGAUGAAUGGACCGAGCCUUGGACACGAGGUUCAGACAUACUACACAUCACCCUCCGUAGAUGGGCUCAUUUACUAGUUAUCGCUCCACUGAGCGCGAAUUCACUGGCGAAAGUGGUCCACGGGAUGUCCGAUAAUCUGCUUACGAGCGUUGUACGCGCAUGGGACACGACGGGGUUGAUUGACGGGAGAAAGAAGCGGAUACUUGUCGCUCCCGCGAUGAACACAGCAAUGUGGAUGCAUCCUGUGACAGCACAGCAGAUGCGCGUCCUGGAAGAAGAUUGGGGGAUUAAAGAAGUCAAUGGGAUUGUGCAAGGCUGGUUUGAAGUCCUCCGGCCCAUUGAGAAAUCGCUCGCGUGUGGUGAUGUGGGGUCCGGCGGCAUGAUGGAAUGGAGGGAGAUCGUGAAGAUCGUUAGGCAGAGAUUGAGUGUUUCUGCAUGA
Aspergillus bombycis is the source of this 702-nucleotide messenger RNA. RefSeq names its product putative flavoprotein. Gene Ontology annotation, biological process: coenzyme A biosynthetic process. Gene Ontology annotation, molecular function: phosphopantothenoylcysteine decarboxylase activity; FMN binding. The record is from RefSeq and is a predicted model, not a curated record. Bases 1 to 702 code for a protein of 233 amino acids. Lineage: Eukaryota; Fungi; Ascomycota; Eurotiomycetes; Eurotiales; Aspergillaceae. Gene Ontology annotation, cellular component: phosphopantothenoylcysteine decarboxylase complex. The transcript has a single exon.